AUCGUCACUUCAGCCAGAGUUUUCCUCGCCACUUUACCCGUAGCUUUGCUUAACCUACUGCCCAAAUAUCCAGGCCGAAACAAGGCGGCUCUGAAAUCUCUCCUGCGACCGCCGUGCCCUAGAGUUGCAGACGCUCACGCGCAUCUCCUCCAUCGCCGUCUCCGUUGUACCUCACCGCGCUCCUGCUGUCUCCGCCCCGUUUGCAAUCUUGGACUUUGGGGUUUCGAGGUAUGAGCUUCUCCACAGAUUUUGGGUGUGCCGGCACACACCCGCCACACCAUCUAGAUCCGCCCCUUCCUGUUCCUGCGAAGAUGUUUCUUGGUGCGAGUGCAAAGCAUUAUCAGAGAAAGAAGCGGUUUUCUGGUUGCCCUAGUCGGCGGCUCGAAUGCUCCGCAAAUCCGCGUUCGUCUGGGCCACGGCGCACCAAGGAUACCCUGUAUGACCUCCAUCCUGAGAUCUCGAUGCUUUAUGGAGAGGAUAAUGGUGCAAUUGCCGCCCCAAGCAAGGAGGAGGGUAUCGGAAAAGCCACUGAAAGCUUACCAGACACCUCUAUCACGUACCGCUACAAUGAGCCCCGGAUUAAAGUCAUUGGUGUUGGAGGUGGUGGCUCCAAUGCUGUGAACAGGAUGAUUGAGAGCUCCAUGAAGGGGGUCGAAUUCUGGAUCGUGAAUACCGAUUUCCAGGCUAUGAGAAUGUCGCCCCUUGAUCCGGAGAAUAGGUUACCGAUUGGUCAGGAGUUGACACGAGGUCUUGGUGCUGGUGGGAACCCGGAAAUUGGCAUGAACGCAGCCAAGGAAAGCCAGGAGUUGGUAGAACAGGCAGUCUCUGGUGCUGAUAUGGUGUUUGUGACGGCUGGAAUGGGCGGUGGUACAGGCACUGGUGGGGCGCCCAUCAUAGCUGGGAUUGCAAAAUCCAUGGGUAUACUAACUGUCGGAAUUGUGACAACUCCAUUUUCAUUCGAGGGAAGAAGGCGGGCACUUCAGGCACAAGAAGGAAUUGCAUCCUUGAGAAGCAAUGUUGAUACACUGAUAGUAAUCCCAAAUGACAAGUUACUGACUGCUGUUUCCCCAAAUACUCCUGUGACAGAAGCAUUCAAUUUGGCAGAUGAUAUUCUUCGGCAAGGUGUUCGUGGAAUCUCAGAUAUCAUCACUGUGCCAGGCUUGGUCAAUGUUGACUUUGCUGAUGUUCGAUCAGUUAUGUCAGAUGCAGGUUCAUCCUUGAUGGGCAUUGGAACAGCGACAGGUAAAACAAGAGCAAGAGAUGCUGCACUCAAUGCCAUCCAGUCUCCUCUACUUGAUAUUGGUAUUGAAAGAGCAACAGGAAUCGUUUGGAAUAUCACUGGAGGAAGUGACCUAACAUUGACAGAGGUGAAUGCAGCAGCUGAAGUGAUAUAUGAUCUUGUCGAUCCUGGUGCAAAUCUGAUUUUUGGCUCUGUUAUAGACCCAUCAUAUACUGGUCAGGUGAGCAUAACUUUGAUUGCAACUGGAUUCAAGCGCCAGGAGGAAGGUCAAAGCCGAUCUGCGCAGGUUGGAGGUGACAACAAUCAUGGUCGCAACACUUGGUUCUCUUCAUCCUCCCAGGAGGAAGGCCCAAAGUUGCAGAUUCCAGAGUUCCUACAAAGGAAAGGACGUUCAGGGUUUUCCAGAGGCUAAAACCCCAGCAGUUUAGCUCAUCUCUUCAUUCUCGUUUCUUGUAGCAUCGUACUUAUGUUCCCUCCUUUGUUUUCUUCCGUUGCAAGCUUUAGAUAAUAGACUGGCAGCAUUAGAGCACAUCUGAACCGUAUCUCAUCAACGUGUAAACAUGCUAUGUGUUUUCUCAGGCGUCCGAGGCUUCCUCUUGGAACACAGGAUUUCUUUUUCUUGUUCCAAGAAACAAGCCGAUUCUUGAAAAACAGGCCCUAGUCUAUCUCUGUAUCUACUAGUACUCCGUACUAUAAAGGCACCUUUUCUCCAUCUCCA
Messenger RNA from Brachypodium distachyon (stiff brome), 1958 nucleotides. Its product is annotated as cell division protein FtsZ homolog 2-2, chloroplastic. Gene Ontology annotation, cellular component: cytoplasm; chloroplast. Lineage: Eukaryota; Viridiplantae; Streptophyta; Magnoliopsida; Poales; Poaceae. Gene Ontology annotation, molecular function: GTP binding; GTPase activity. The record is from RefSeq and is a predicted model, not a curated record. Bases 231 to 1652 code for a protein of 473 amino acids. The transcript is spliced from 7 exons. Gene Ontology annotation, biological process: chloroplast fission.